CCUCCCUCUGUCACCUUCUCACUUCUUCAACGAUCCUGACAUUCUCCCCGUCACGCUCACCUCUCUCAGAACAUCAUCAACCACAAGAAGUAAGAAAUUCUCCCUCCUACACUUAUCUCUUCUCGUCCCAUCUUCAACCCCGGAAGCAGAUCACAGUCAAAUGCGACAGGAACCCCUCUCAGCGCUGACCUUCUAUCUUGCCACCUCCAGAUCACAACAUCUCCCCACAAGCAACGAUGGCCGACGCGAACGCCUCGCCCACCGCCGGUGAUGCCCCGGCUCCCGUCGAGCACCUGAACAUCAAAGUCACCGACAACAACAACGAGGUCUUCUUCAAGAUCAAGCGGUCAACCCAGCUGAAGAAGUUGAUGGAUGCGUUCUGCGAGCGUCAGGGUAAACAGCCUACGACCGUCCGUUUCCUGUUCGACGGUACCCGUGUGCGUCCUGAGGAUACGCCAGACACUCUCGAAAUGGCCGAUGGAGACACCCUUGAAGUCCACCAGGAACAGAUCGGUGGUUAAAUAGAGAAACCUUGCCUUCUUAUCCCGAUGAAUUAAUGAUGAAUGUGGUCCUUUUUUUUUUCCCUCUUCUUACAUACAUCUUCCUCCAACAACGAACAACAACAUUGAGCCAGUCAUGCUUCUUCCGCUUUCAAUACUUCCUUAUCAUCCACAUUCUUCUUUUGCG
Molecule: messenger RNA, 687 nt
Organism: Aspergillus japonicus CBS 114.51
Lineage: Eukaryota; Fungi; Ascomycota; Eurotiomycetes; Eurotiales; Aspergillaceae
Product: SUMO family protein SMT3
Exons: 2
Coding region: 237-521 (94 amino acids)
Biological process (GO): protein sumoylation
Cellular component (GO): septin ring; nucleus
Molecular function (GO): ubiquitin-like protein ligase binding; protein tag activity
Source: RefSeq, a predicted model, not a curated record